AUGAUGGACUACACGAAAGCGAGACAUCGCUACUUCCCUAGGAACGUAAGGUAUACUAGGAUACAAGUUGUCUUGGUUAAGCUCAACGAUAUCAGUAAGGAGUCCUUAGAUGUCGUGGCAAAAGAGAUAAAAUGUCAAGGAUGCAUUAGAUGCGACAUUUUAUCAAACCGCGUAACCAUGUCUGCAUGUAACUCAAACAACAACCAAUUCUCUUUACGCUCAAUUCUCGACAAGGAGAAGUUGAGCGGGCCAAACUUUCUUGAUUGGCAAACAAAUUUGCGCAUUGUACUAAUGCAAGAGCAAAAGGAAUAUGUCCUUGAUGAGGAAAUGCCCGACGCUCCCAAUGAGGAGGUCACUCAGGCUAUUCUUAACCGAUGGCAAAGUGCCAAUCGGGAUGUCAAAUGCAUCAUGUUGGCCACUAUGUCUCCGGACCUUCAAAAGACUUUCUUUGAAAAGGAGACGGCUUUUGAGAUCAUUUCUGAACUUCAGAAUAUGUUUCAAGAGCAGGCCCGAACUGAAAGGUUUAAAAACCACAGGCAGAUCCUUGAGAGCAAGCUCAAGAAAGGAGAGCUAGUCAGCCCGCAUGUCCUCAAAAUGAUUGGAUUGUUUGAGAACAUGGAAAGGCUUGAUGCUACGUAUUCAACCGAUAUGGAAAUCGACAUCAUUCUCCACUCACUUCACAAAGGCUAUGAUCAGUUCAAAAUGAACUAUAAUAUGCAUAGUAUGGAGAAAACCCUCACCGAGCUUCAUGGUAUGUUGAAGCAAGCCGAGCAAACCCUCAAGGAUGAGGGCAAGCAUGACAUGCUCAUGGUGAGGAAGGGAAGUCCAUUCAAACGUUCGGGGAAAAAGAAGAGCUUUAAAGGGAAAAAGAAGAAGUUCCCGUCUAAGUCAAACUCAGCCAACGGCAGCAAGGACAAAAAGGACAACAUCGUGGGUAUUAGAUACCGGAUAAAUAGGAGGCUAGAGAAGGGAGAGGUCGAACUUCGGGUCGGCAAUGGAGCAAGGAUGUUUGCCGUCUCCGUUGGAGCUCUCAGUUUGUCUUUGCCCUCAGGGCUUAUUCUAGAACUUGAAAACUGCUAUCAUGUUCCAAGAGUGACCAAAAACAUUAUUUCAAUAUCGGCGUUGGACGCCAAAGGAUUCAAAUGUCGAAUCAAAAACAAUAGUUGUAUUAUUUAUUUUGAUAAUGUUUUAUAUGGUAAGGCACAUUCAGAAAAUGGUCUUUAUGUGCAUUCUCUAGACAAAAAGGUUUAUAACAUCGAUAAUACUGCCAAAAGGGCUAAGACCAUUGAGUCAAAUCAAACCUACUUGUGGCAUUGUCGUCUUAUCCAUAUUAACAUCAAACGCAUCAAGAAACUUUUUCAAGAAGGUGUUCUUGACUCAUUUGACUUAGAGUCGUUUGAAAAUUGCAAAGGAUGUCUAUUAGGCAAGAUGAUAAAACAACCAAUCUCCAAGUUGGGAGAAAGGGCAAGUGACUUAUUAGGUCUAAUACACACGGAUGUAUGUGGACAAUUGAGUACACCUGCAAGACAAGGUUACCGAUAUUUCAUCACCUUCACCGACGAUUUUAGUAGAUAUGGCUAUAUCUACUUAAUGUCGAAUAAAUCUGAAUCCUUUGAGAAAUUCAAAGAAUUUGAGUAA
This is a messenger RNA of Amaranthus tricolor (Joseph's coat), 1638 nucleotides long. RefSeq lists its product as uncharacterized. Lineage: Eukaryota; Viridiplantae; Streptophyta; Magnoliopsida; Caryophyllales; Amaranthaceae. The coding region runs from base 1 to 1638 and encodes 545 amino acids. Gene Ontology annotation, molecular function: nucleic acid binding. The record is from RefSeq and is a predicted model, not a curated record. The transcript is spliced from 3 exons.